Molecule: messenger RNA, 10403 nt
Organism: Diabrotica virgifera virgifera (western corn rootworm)
Lineage: Eukaryota; Metazoa; Arthropoda; Insecta; Coleoptera; Chrysomelidae
Gene: para
Product: sodium channel protein para
Exons: 27
Coding region: 17-6142 (2041 amino acids)
Biological process (GO): sodium ion transmembrane transport; neuronal action potential; membrane depolarization during action potential
Cellular component (GO): plasma membrane; voltage-gated sodium channel complex
Molecular function (GO): voltage-gated sodium channel activity; calcium ion binding
Source: RefSeq, a predicted model, not a curated record
CUAGGCGUGAGGAGACAUGUCCGUCGCCUCUGACUCAUUCUCUGAGGAGGAGCGCAGCUUAUUCCGUCCAUUCACACGCGAGUCACUUGCAGUUAUCGAGACAAGAAUUGCAGAAGAAUAUGCCAAACAGAAGGAACUCGAAAAGAAAAGAGCUGAGGGAGAGCCGGGUUUUGGACGCAGGAAAAAGAAAAAAGAAAUUCGGUAUGAGGACGAGGACGAAGAUGAAGGGCCUCAACCCGACCCUACUCUGGAGCAGGGUCUUCCUAUUCCGGUACGUCUCCAGGGCAGUUUUCCUCCAGAACUGGCCAGCACACCACUCGAGGACAUCGACCCUUUUUACCAUAACCAAAUGACUUUUGUAGUUGUAAGUAAAGGCAAGGACAUUUUUCGGUUUAGUGCAAUAAAUGCUCUUUGGAUACUUGACCCUUUCAACCCAAUAAGGCGAGUGGCUAUUUACAUCCUCGUUCAUCCGUUAUUUUCACUUUUCAUCAUUACAACCAUCCUUGUCAACUGUAUCCUUAUGAUAAUGCCUACAACUCCCACCGUAGAAUCAACCGAAGUAAUAUUCACAGGCAUCUACACGUUUGAAUCAGCUGUGAAGGUGAUGGCGAGAGGUUUUAUACUUCAACCGUUCACCUACCUUAGAGAUGCAUGGAACUGGCUCGACUUCGUAGUCAUAGCUUUAGCUUAUGUUACAAUGGGUAUAGAUCUCGGAAAUCUAGCUGCCUUAAGAACGUUUAGGGUACUUCGAGCCCUCAAAACUGUCGCUAUUGUACCAGGUUUAAAGACCAUUGUCGGCGCCGUAAUCGAAUCAGUAAAAAAUCUACGAGAUGUGAUAAUUUUAACAAUGUUUUCCCUCUCCGUAUUCGCACUAAUGGGUUUACAAAUUUACAUGGGUGUCCUCACACAAAAAUGCGUGAAAAACUUUCCUCACGAUGGCUCCUGGGGGAAUCUUUCACACGAGAACUGGGAAAGGUUUAUGGAUAAUGAAACAAAUUGGUAUGUAGAUGAAAGUGGAGACUAUCCUUUGUGUGGUAAUUCUUCAGGAGCUGGUCAGUGCAAACCAGGUUACACAUGUCUUCAAGGGUACGGUGAUAAUCCAAAUUACGGUUAUACAAGUUUUGAUACAUUCGGUUGGGCAUUUCUAUCUGCCUUUAGGUUAAUGACUCAAGAUUACUGGGAAAAUCUUUACCAAUUGGUAUUACGAUCCGCUGGUCCAUGGCACAUGCUAUUUUUUAUUGUGAUUAUAUUUUUGGGAUCAUUUUAUUUAGUUAAUUUAAUAUUAGCUAUUGUAGCGAUGUCUUAUGACGAACUACAAAAGAAAGCAGAAGAGGAAGAGGCAGCUGAAGAAGAAGCCAUCAGGGAAGCCGAGAAAGCCGCGCAAGCAAAACAGGACAGAGCAGAUGCGCGCGCAGCGGCAGCAGAGGAAGCGCGAGAAGCUGCAGCCGCCGCACUAGCUGCCGAAAACUGUCCAGAUAUUGUAAAGUCCCCAUCCGAUUUUUCCUGCCACAGUUACGAGCUCUUCGUGGGACAAGCCAAAGGUCACGAUGACAACAACAAGGAGAAGAUGAGCAUACGAUCGGAAGGACUAGAUUCAGUGAGUGAGCAGCGAAGAAUACCUACUAAUCCCACCAAGAUGCGGAAAGUUAGCGCUGCCAGUCUCAGCUUACCUGGAUCGCCUUUCAAUCCUCGUCGAGGCUCUAGAGGAAGCCACCAGUUCACUAUGCGUAGUAACCGCCGUAUGAUACCACCUCCAGGUGAUCGAAAACCUCUGGUUCUGUCCACUUAUUUAGAUGCUCAAGAACAUUUACCUUACGCCGAUGAUUCCAAUGCAGUAACACCAAUGAGCGAAGAAAACGGAGCCAUGGUUGUUCCUAUUUAUUAUGCCAAUCUGGGUUCACGUCAUUCAUCAUACACUUCGCACGCAUCACGAAUAUCUUACACCUCUCAUGGAGAUCUGUUGUGUGGUUUGGGUGGUACCGCUAAAGUAAUGACAAAAGAAAGCCAACUCAGGAACCGAUCGCUCAGAACUGGUCCUCCGCCAGCAGCUACAGCUACGACCACGCCCAACAACUAUACUGAGUAUAAUCAUAGAGCACACCGAGGAGAUUACGAUGGACCAACAAGCCAGAUGGAAGGGAAAAUAAAGCAUUUAGACAAUCCAUUUAUUGAUAAUAACCAAAGACAAACCGUAGUGGAUAUGAAAGAUGUGAUGGUACUGAACGACAUCAUUGAACAAGCAGCUGGUAGGCAAAGCGGCGCGAGUGAUCAUGGAGUUUCUGUUUAUUAUUUCUCAGCCCAAAAUGAUGAUGAAGAAGAUGAACCAACAGUGAAAGAACGAUUAUUAGCCUUUUCUAUGCGAGUCAUCGAUAUUUUUUGCGUGUGGGAUUGUUGUGGUCCAUGGUUGGUGUUUCAGAAGUUUGUAGCUCUGAUCGUCUUUGAUCCCUUCGUUGAAUUAUUUAUUACUCUCUGCAUCGUAGUCAACACCCUCUUCAUGGCCUUAGAUCAUCACGACAUGGACCGAAAUCUCGAGAAGGCUCUCAAAAGUGGUAACUAUUUUUUCACAGCGACCUUCAUGAUUGAGGCAACAAUGAAGCUAAUUGCGAUGAGCCCAAAAUAUUAUUUUCAAGAAGGGUGGAAUAUUUUUGACUUCAUCAUCGUAGCCUUAUCAUUACUCGAGUUAGGCCUUGAAGGCGUUCAAGGCUUAUCCGUAUUACGAUCGUUUCGAUUGCUAAGAGUGUUCAAACUGGCCAAGUCAUGGCCAACUUUAAAUUUACUUAUCUCAAUAAUGGGUAGAACUAUGGGUGCUUUAGGUAACCUAACAUUUGUGCUGUGCAUUAUAAUAUUUAUAUUUGCUGUUAUGGGUAUGCAGUUAUUUGGAAAAAAUUAUACAGAUAAUGUAGAUAGAUUUCCAGACCAUGAACUUCCUAGAUGGAAUUUUACGGAUUUUAUGCAUUCCUUUAUGAUUGUUUUUCGAGUGUUGUGUGGAGAAUGGAUUGAAUCAAUGUGGGACUGUAUGUUAGUGGGGGAUGUUUCCUGUAUUCCGUUUUUCCUAGCCACUGUUGUCAUUGGUAAUCUUGUGGUGCUGAAUCUUUUCUUAGCUUUGCUUUUGAGCAAUUUUGGUUCAUCAAGUUUAUCAGCCCCAACAGCUGACAAUGACACAAACAAAAUAGCUGAAGCAUUUGUUAGAAUCGGUCGUUUUAGCAGAUGGAUCAAGGCUGGUGUGGCAGAUAUCGCUAAGUUGAUUAGAUUUAAAUUAACAAACCAAAUAUCCGACCAGCCGUCAGAUCCACGUGACGGAGGCCUAGACAUUCCAGGUGACGAAAUACUUGCAGACGGCACGAUAUUUAAAGAUAAGAAAAGUCCAAAAGAUAGGUUAGAAGUAACGAUAGGUGAUGGUAUGGAGUUCACGAUACAUGGUGACUCAAAAACUAAUAUAAAGCGGGCCAAAAACGCUAUUAGUAAAAAGACUUUAGGAAAUUCAAUUUUGGAACAUGGGGAUUUUCUAGGACAUUUAGACGAUGACGAAAUUAGCAACAAAUCGUAUGGUAGUCAUAAACAUAGGUUCAAAGAUGAAAGUCAUAAAGGUAGUGCUGAUGUAUUGGACGACCAGGAAGAAAAGAGAGAUGCUAGUAAAGAAGAAUUAGGAAUAGAUGAAGAAUUAGAAGAUGAAUGCGACUGCCAAGGACCUUUGGAUGAAGAUCUUAUCAUAGAUGCUGCAACAGAAGACAUAAUUAUUGAUGAGUACUCCGCAGACUGUUUCCCAGAAAAGUGUUACAAAAAGUUUCCCUUUCUGGCUGGUGAUGAAGAUUCUCCCUUCUGGCAGGGAUGGGGCAACCUUCGCUACAAAACAUUCCAACUAAUAGAAAACAAGUACUUUGAAACAGCCGUUAUCACCAUGAUCUUGCUCAGUAGUUUGGCUCUAGCUUUGGAGGACGUCCAUCUGUCAGCACGGCCCAUUUUGCAAGAUAUACUGUAUUAUAUGGAUAGGAUAUUUACGGUCAUAUUCUUUUUUGAGAUGUUGAUCAAGUGGUUGGCUAUGGGAUUCCAGAAGUAUUUCACCAACGCAUGGUGCUGGUUAGACUUUCUUAUAGUAAUGGUAUCUCUUAUAAACUUUGUGGCUUCUUUGGCUGGAGCAGGUGGUAUUCAAGCUUUCAAAACCAUGAGAACGUUGAGAGCUCUUAGGCCUCUGCGUGCGAUGUCACGUAUGCAGGGCAUGAGGGUAGUAGUAAAUGCAUUGGUUCAAGCUAUACCAUCCAUCUUCAAUGUACUGCUAGUGUGCUUAAUAUUUUGGUUGAUAUUUGCUAUCAUGGGUGUGCAGUUAUUUGCCGGUAAAUACUAUAAGUGUGUGGAUAGUAAUAAGACAACGUUAAGUUAUGAAAUAAUCCCUGAUGUGAAUGCUUGUAAAGCAGAAAAUUACACUUGGGAUAACUCUCCAAUGAAUUUCGACCACGUCGGCAAAGCAUAUCUAUGUUUAUUCCAAGUAGCUACGUUUAAAGGUUGGAUCCAGAUCAUGAACGAUGCCAUCGAUUCCAGAGAGAUGAACAAGCAGCCUAUCAGAGAAACCAACAUCUACAUGUAUCUCUACUUUGUGUUCUUUAUUAUAUUUGGAUCGUUUUUCACGCUUAACCUGUUCAUUGGUGUGAUCAUUGAUAAUUUCAAUGAACAGAAGAAGAAGGCAGGAGGAUCGUUGGAGAUGUUCAUGACUGAGGAUCAGAAGAAAUACUACAAUGCAAUGAAGAAGAUGGGAUCCAAGAAACCAAUGAAAGCGAUUCCCAGACCGAGGUGGAGACCUCAGGCCAUAGUGUUCGAAAUAGUAACGAAUAAGAAGUUCGACAUGAUCAUCAUGUUGUUUAUAGGUUUAAACAUGUUGACGAUGACAAUGGACCAUUACAAGCAGAAAGAGACUUUUACAAAAGUUCUGGACUACCUAAAUAUGAUUUUCAUAGUUAUAUUUAGUACCGAGUGCCUCAUGAAAGUGUUUGCUUUGCGUUAUCACUAUUUUACGGAACCUUGGAAUCUUUUUGAUUUAGUGGUUGUUAUAUUAUCAAUUUUGGGACUGGUGCUCAGUGAUAUUAUUGAAAAAUACUUUGUGUCACCGACUUUACUAAGGGUCGUUAGAGUUGCUAAAGUCGGUAGAGUCCUUCGGUUGGUGAAGGGAGCAAAAGGAAUUCGCACACUGCUUUUCGCACUUGCCAUGUCACUGCCUGCCCUGUUCAACAUCUGCUUACUACUAUUUUUGGUCAUGUUCAUCUUUGCUAUCUUCGGAAUGUCGUUCUUCAUGCACGUCAAGAACAAAAGCGGACUCGAUGACGUCUAUAACUUCAAAACCUUUGGACAGUCAAUGAUUCUUCUAUUUCAGAUGUCCACUUCGGCCGGUUGGGAUGGCGUCUUAGAUGGAAUCAUAAAUGAGGAAGACUGUAAGCAACCAGACAACGAAAUAGGAGAAACGGGUAAUUGUGGUAAUUCCACGAUAGGUAUAGCUUUCUUAUUAAGCUAUCUCGUUAUAUCAUUCCUCAUAGUCAUAAAUAUGUACAUCGCUGUCAUUUUGGAGAACUAUUCACAAGCUACUGAAGAUGUGCAAGAAGGUCUAACAGACGAUGACUACGAUAUGUACUACGAAAUUUGGCAGCAGUUCGAUCCAGACGGAACACAGUACAUACGAUAUGAUCAACUAUCCGACUUUUUAGAUGUAUUGGAAUCUCCACUACAAAUACAUAAACCGAAUAAAUACAAAAUAGUUUCUAUGGACAUUCCAAUCUGCAAGGGUGAUCUCAUGUUUUGUGUAGAUAUCUUAGAUGCUCUUACUAAAGACUUUUUUGCUCGAAAAGGAAACGCUAUCGAGGAAACUGCUGAAUUGGCCGAAGUGCAAGGUCGACCAAACGAGGUAGGCUACGAACCAGUUAGUUCGACCCUUUGGCGACAAAGGGAAGAAUAUUGUGCUAGAUUAAUUCAAAACGCGUGGAGAAAGCACAAAAGGAAUCGUGGUGGUGCUACCGACCAGUCCGGUGACGAAGGUGAUAUCGAUGGUGAAGGGGAGCUUGAGGCUCGACAAACAGCAGUCUUGGUGGAAAGAAACGGGCACAAAGUAGUGAUACACAGCCGAACACCCAGCAUCAGUUCACGAACUGCGGACGUAUGAGACUGGCCCCGCCCCUCCCCACCCCUGUCAUAGUCGUCGGCGGAAUAACACGCUGCAUUGGACUAUGUUCAGAAUCAGAAGGCCUCACAACAAAACACGAUAUAUUUUAUCUCGGAUCCAUAUGUACUUCUUCAUCAUUAACAAUAUCUUCAACAUACAUCGAAUCAUAUCUUAAGUUAUGCUAAAAUUUACAGCACCAAAAUACGUUUGCAUAUUCUAAACAUAUUGUUGCGCCAAAGUUCAGUUUAUACUGUUACGCUAGUUACCUGUCAAUGACUCCCGAGACAAAUCUUCUACCUGCUUUCUGGUAUUGGGGUUACAGUCGGAACCUUUUUAUUUAUUUCAUACGGUUCUACGAACCGGUCCAACGAGAAAUGUGUUCUAGAAAAUUCGUGAGAAGCUUUUCCGGGAGCUGGCAGUUGGCCUUAAAGGUGGGUUAACACGAUCCAAGUGUACUUCGUCCAAGUCUACUUGGACGCUGCGCGCGCAACACUUGCAAGCUACUUUAAUUCGUGUGAGCGGGUUGGCACGUUCCAAGUGUUCUUCAUCCAAGUCUAUUUGGACGCUGCGCGCAACGCUUGGAAGCUACUUUUAUCGUGUCACCUACUCGUCCAAGUAAAUUUCUAUCAACAGGUUCUAUCCAAGUUGACUAGGACGGUGGCCAACUUUCUUCCAAGUAGUGUCAAAGUGUAAAGUUACAAUGGCGUGGCACUCGGAAAAUACGGGAUAUAAGUACAAAUAGAAAAUGGGCUGAAAGGGAGAGCGUUAGAUUUAUGGAGCUGUAAGAGGCUGAGGAAGCAUUAUGGAAUAUAAAAAUAAAUGAAUAUAAAAAUAAGGAUGCUAGAAGUACGGCCCUAAAACGGAUAUAAAUGCACAUGCAAAUUCCUGGUUUCACAAAAAAGAACGUAUUAAAAAAAUUGAUGCCAUGAGAACUACGUAUCAACAGGAAGCCGAAAAAAUAAAAGCAUUAACUAUAACAGAUGCGUCAACUGAAGACAUUUAUGUGCCCAAUAUAGCGUGGUUUGAAUAUUUUUUCAUAUCGUCAGUGUGUUAAAACCCAUUUACGGCAAAGGUGCGUAAACGCAACCUUUAUUGUUAUUCUUUUUUUUUGCACGAGGAUAAUCUGUUUAAUGCUUUCUUUUUGUUGAAGUAACAUCUCAAUAGAUUCAGAUUGUGGUAUAUCGUAUUAUUUUUCUUUUUCCAUUUUAUCAUUUUUCUGUUAACAAAAAUAUUACUUAUAUUUACAUAUUUUGAUUAUUUCUAUAUCGAUAACCGGUACUUAUUAUACUCGUUAUUUUUGGUACAUACUUAAAAGGUAAAGUAGUCCACUCAAAGCAAACAAAUUUCUCUUUCUAUUACAUACAGUUGUAGUACAGUAGGUAAUAAAUCCAUAAAUAGUGCAAUAUCAAAAAAACCGUAAACCCAUACCUUUUGGAGGGCCUUUUUUUUCCAUUUUUUCAUCUCUUCACAGGCACCGACAUGCCAAUCGUUGUUUGGUUCGGUAUUACGGACAUCUGGUUAUUUCGCUAUAUAAAAUAAUUUAUUGUUUUAUUCAUAAUUCUUUUACUCUGUACACCAAAAGUAAGGAACAUUUCUAACAACGAGGAAUCGAUAUUUAUACUUUGGGUAUUGUUAUGUAUGUACAAAUAUCCGUUACAUUACAUUAAUAAUUACACUACAUGAUGAGUUAUGCACAUGUUCAUUCAAAAAAAUUUUCUCUCAUAUUUGUAUCAACUUUUUAAACUUUUGGAUUGACCAUUUGUAAUAGUUGUUCAAAUUGUUCGGUAGUUAUUCUUAAAUGGUUUUUAAAUGUAUCUUAAUCUUCAUUUACUACUUCACUCAGAAAAUUAGACGAAGCUCCAAGCGCCUCACAUAUCCAAUUACGAGUCAAAAUUUUCCUUUUUUUUCUUUUUAUUUCUCUUUUCUGGAUUUCAAGCUCAUAUUAACAUAUCAGCAGUCAGCAACCACUUAAAUACCCUCCAUAAUCACUUUCGCCAUCUUUGCAAUGGUUAUUUGAUUUGACGUCCAAGUAAUUUACACGUCCAAGGACCAAGUACACUUGGAUUCAACUUGGAUCGUGUCAACCGCCUUAAGCUCUGUAACUCGACCAAACUUCCUUCGAAAGCCGGAUGUCAACUCCCGGAAGAGCUUCUCAUGAAUUCUCCAGAACGCAGAUAUUUCGUUAGACCGGUCCGUAGAACCAUAUGGAAUAAAUAGAAAAGUUCCGACUGUAGACUCUACACCAGAAAGCAGGUAGAGGUAGACGAUUGUUGUUUAAGUGAGGGUCCGAUUCAAAGAAUUAUCUCGGGGGUCAUCGACAGGUACAGUCUAUGAAACGUAGGAAUGAGUUUGAAAAUCGCACAAUCGCCAUAACGCUACAUGGUAAUUAUAAGGUGUUCAAACCCUUUCCUACGUUUGACAAACUGUAACUAACGUAACAGUACUAAUCUGUCAACUGUGAGUAGAUAAACAAACGCAAUCGCCAUAACGCUACAUGGUAAUUAUAAGGUGUUCAAACCCUUUCCUACGUUUGAGAAACUGUAACUAACGUAACAGUACUAAUCUGUCAACUGUGAGUAGAUAAACAAACACCACACAAAACUUUGAAACUAAAAAUUUAGUAUCUACAAAGGAGUUUCUCAUUACACCUCUCAGAUGGCUUGCUUAUCUACAUUUUAAAUUAACUGAGAGCUUACAAUUUGUAGUUUUGUGCUGUAAAUAAUAGUUACAUCUCGUUAUAUCAAUUUAUCUUGGGUUUUAUUCAAUUGCUUGAUGUAUGUAUGUACUUACUUAGCCGAGAUGAAUCUAUACGUGCGAAAGUUUGUGCAGUGUAGUUUGAUGGAGAGAGUAUCGUUUUUUUGGGUAUACAUCAACUGCUCUAUUGUUCUAUGCUCUACUGCUCAUAUUUCUAUAUUAUCUAAAAAAACUAUUUUUUACGAGUAAGCUUUGUCGACGUUGAUAAAGGAGAAAACUUAAUAACGAUUAUUAAAACCCCUAAUUUUAAUAUUUAGAUCAAUACAAAGAUGGCAGAAAAAAUAAAACGAUAUUUUACUAUUGGGAUAUGUUGAGUUUUCUUCUUAGGUCGAAGACAAUCGUUAAAAGUUUAAAGCACAAACUUUUUGUGAAAAUAAUAAUUUUCCCAUAGUAAAUAGUCCUGAUUUAUUUCUGGGUGUGUGCUAUAUUUAAAGGCAAUAAGGAGAGCUUGUAUAUCAUAUUGUAUCUUUAUACAUGUAGAAAAAAAUAAUCAAUGCUGUAGACCAUUUCGAAUAUUAGAAUAUAUUUCAAAAUAUGACUGACUACAUAAACUGGAUGUUUUAUGUAUAUCUUGUUUCGAGGUAAUUUCACUGAAAAGAACUUCUUUUCUUAGCUUCUUAUCAGUAUAAUACAAUUAAUAAUUAUUCACGAGUGAUAUAUCUGACAAAUACUUAAAAUAUUAGUAAUACAAGGUAUGCAGUCACCGUUAGUAGUAUAAUGCAGAUUUUAAAUAAAUAAUAAAUAGAAAAUUUUGUUGUAGUGACUUGAAAAGACCAAAAAUCUGCAUUUAUUCUAUGUACUGACCAUAUAGAAUAUCCUGUUGACAUCCAUGUAACAUAGUUUAUAUAAAUUUUGUAGGAGAAAUUGAUACUUUUCAUCUCUGUAAAGAUCUUUUGAAUGAUAAACAAGCUUAUAUCAAUUUAUAUCAAUAGUUUUAUGAUCAGUAAGAGAUGUGACUAAUUAGAUUGCCAAAUUAUACCUAGCUAAACAAUAUUUACUUAUGAAUUGGUGUCCCAGCACUAAUUUUUUUGUAAAAAUUUAGUUAGAGAUAAGUGGCAAUAGAAACCACAGAAAAGCAGUUGACUUAGUUUAUAUUUUCCUGUUUAUCCUAACACCGCCAGGACGGAUGCUGAUGUUUUUAGAACCACCUCUUUGUGUGGAAAGAGUAUCAUCGUUGGUCUUAGUGGGAACAAAUUUCAGUAAUGUAAAAUUAUAAAAUUUAAAAAACAUCGUGUCACUGUUACUCUGUCAUGAAUAACAUUAAAAGCAGGAUAUGCAAUGAUUGUGGGUUCGAAUAAAGAUCGACUAUAUGUAUAUAUAUCAUAGUCUUUUAUCAAGACUUUGAAUUCACAUGGUCACGGCCGCUACGGAAAGGAUUUCUUCUGUACACCAGAGAAAUCCUUUCGUUUAUUUCAUAUAUAUAUAUAUAUAUAUAUAUAUAUAUAUAUAUAUAUAUAUAUAUAUAUAUAUAUAUAUGUAAAUAAUAUACGAAAUUAAUAUUCACACC